Acaulospora morrowiae is the source of this 1888-nucleotide messenger RNA. The record is from the annotation of a GenBank genome assembly. NCBI's taxonomy places the organism in Eukaryota, Fungi, Glomeromycota, Glomeromycetes, Diversisporales, Acaulosporaceae.
AUGUCCCUGAAAACACCUCCGACCAGUGAGGAAGACUUCAGAACGCUCAUAACGUCAAACACUGACAUAGACUUCUUAACAGCUUCAGAUUCUGAUAGCAUAUUACUGGACGCUUCACGGAAACAUCCUCCCAACUUUAAGAGUGCAUCCACCAAUGACCUCGGUUAUUCGUCGUUCGACAAGAAUCCGGGUUUCGACAAUAGACCGUCUAAGAGGUCUUCGAGUUUUCGAAGAUCUCGGCACUCUCUAAUACAGCAAAAGUAUCCGAAUGUAGGCGAGCUACUAUUUGACAACGGUCAAAUAUAUAGUGACGUCAGACUAUCAUUUGAGGAUCACGGAGUGCUGGCCACCCGAGCAGGAAUUCCAUCCGAAUUAAGGUUACACUCCAUAGUGUUAUUUCAAUCACAAUUCUUCAAGGAUCAACUUUCACAAACCUCCGCGGUUGCUUCUUCUUCGUCGACGUCUAACGUGCUGAGAGAGAAACAAAUAAUCGUCAAAUUGCCGACUCGCGUUAACGAGGAGGACCUGGUCAGUUUCCAUUGCACAUUGAGAUUAAUGUACACCAAAAAUUGGGACCACGAAUUGGCCGACAACCUGGCAAAAGGUGUGGGUUGUUUGUCGGUGUGUUAUGAAAUUGGGUUUCACGAGGGAAUUGAGGCAUGCUGGAAAUGGUUGGUUAGAAAAUGCAAUCGCGAUAGAAAUAAGGAAAUGAUGAAAAGGCUUAUCGAAGCGUAUCCCAACUUACAUGAAAAAUACACUUCCCAUGUGGAAGCAAGUUCGUCCUCUACGAAUUUACUGGAGGUACCAGCGCAAAAAAGUUUGUCACGGACACCAAGUAAACGAGGUCCUCCACUGCAAAGAAGAUCCUCGAGAAAAAGUAGUCGAUCGAGUCACCUACGGCGGAGGACGAGCAGUAGAGGUAGUGGAAGUUUUGGUAGUAGACCUUCUUCGCUGGCGUUAAAACCUAACCAGAGUGACACGUCGAUAUCCUCGGACGCGUCUACUUCAUUAACGACGCAACGCGAAGACGGACAUCCUAUUCCUUUUUCCUCCAAGUCACCAUCUCCCGUACCAAGAAGUCCAUCCACACGACCCUCUAAUGGCGAACUUCCCUCACCACCGUUGUCCACGUCACCUUCCCUUUCUCCAGUGAUACCACAUUUUACGUCGUUACAAGGAAACGUCGCUAAUAAUGGCAGGUUAUCGCCACAGUCACCACCAUCACCCACCAAGUCAUUAAUGUCUUCACACGUUAAACUUCCUUUUCCGACAUUACCACCAACACCUCCGCCGUCACAGUUUGGCAAUGUGCAUUUAUUGAACGCCUGGGUAUCAAAAUUCGAAUCUUACGCAAUAUCGUCAAGACGUUCAUGCGCCAGGUUUCCGUCAGAAGCCAGGCAAGACGAUAGAUGUUUCCCAUUCUUAGAACAUUUUGCCUCAGUAUUUGAAUCGAUCAUUAAACUUGGUCGGUCGAAACAAUUGACGUCACCCGAAUGUUUGGAUUACACAUUGAGAAUGCUAAAUGUGAUUAAAGUGGAACACGCACAUUUUCACAGCUUACACAUGAAACAAGUACACAUUUCACCACAAAUAGUACUCCACAGAUCACUAGAUGCACCCCUGUCAAUAUUACUCAGGGAGGUUUUACUUCCAAUCGAACAAAGGCAUUUGUGCGACUAUCUGUGGGCUCCCAGUAAUGUAUCAAACCUCAUGCACCUUCGCGAAAUCCGAAGUAACGAUGAGGAUGUCAUGGAAGAGGAUGAAUUUGACGGCCUCGACCAGGUGAUGGGUGAGGCUAGCUUGGUGCGAGGGUCAAGAGUGAGUUCGAUGGAACACAUGGUAGUGGGGGAGAAGAUGGCCAAGGUCAUGAAAGAAAUUAUGUCUCAUG